GAUAUUCCCAGACUUUUCUUACUUUUUUGAGAUUGUAACAUUAACUUAUAAUAGAUACGAAGUGUCUUUUGUUCAUAUCGACGUCCAUCCAGAGCCAUGCUUUCCUCAUCCACAAAGGGAGCAGGUCAGUUGUCGGAGCACCUGCGUGCGAAGCGGGAACGGCAGAGACGGUUACUCGCAGGAGAAUCACCAGGAAAGUCCAGUUCUAUCACACCUUCCCAGGCAUCCAGCAGCUCGAAGCAAGGGGAGAAGACGAGUCGAAGUAACGAGUGCCCUAUGUGUGGAGAGCUGAUGCUCCCGCGAACAGCAAAAAGGCUGCCAUGCGGCCAUGGAUUUUUAUGACGAGGAAGAAAAUGCUAAUGCUGUACAUUUUGAUUGCAAAAAGAUAUGAAAUAUCAUCACCGAAGCAGAUAGCUGCGGCUUAACGCAGUGGCUUGACUGUUUUAAAAGUCAUCAAUUUUUCUCUGUCUUUGUGAAUAGGACACGAGAUUCCUCUCAGUCGGGCAGUGAAAAACCCCGUUCAAUAUUGCACUUUGACUGUAUCGAUCCGUAUAUUCGGCGUGAGCUGAUGCGGAACCCGAAAGACCCGCCGCUAUGCCCGACGUGUCGGCAUCCAAUACUAGAAACAGUCGAGUCUACCAUUGCAAGGAGGAAAAAGAAGCUGGAGGACCUGCAGUCGGGUCAAACGGGACCUUUGGGUACUUCAGCGAUCAGCAAUCCGUAUUGCAACCACAGCUACUGUGGAAUUCUUAUCAUAUUUAUAUAUAAGUAAGGAAAAUGUCAUAGUUGAUAGUUUUCAUCAAUGAAUAUGGAUAUACGUUUGUUUGUUUGUUUGUUCGUAUCGAUGCGCUCCGGCCGUCUCGUACGAUACCGCCGGGUUUCUUUGUGCUCUGUGUGUUAUGCUAUAGUCGUCGUUGCGAUCGACUAUGGUAUGUCUAGCCAUCACAGUCACCACCGCCAUUUAUGGCAUGUCGAGCUAGAUGCGCAGGAGGCGGCGACUGUGGGUAGGUAGCGUCUGGCGGUGUAGCGCGGUCGGGCUGUCUUUCGUCGUUCUUUGUGCUUACUUUCGUCUUGUCUUCGUUCUGUUUGUCGUCCUGUGCUAAUUUUCUUGUCUCCUGCUUGCUCUUUCUUCGCCACCACCUAUCUCGGCCCCGUCCAAUCGUAGCCGGCAGCGAUGGUUUUACCACAGCGGCCGCUACUCUUUUCCCUUGCCUUCACUCGAGGUGUGGCGGCUGCGCUCGCAAGAACGCACCGCCGAAGUGGUUCGCUAGGUCGCGCAGGUACGGGAUGAGCCGCUUCGGGUUAGGCGCAGCCGCCCCAACUUCCGUCGGAAUUGCGUGGCUCGCAGCUAGUGCCCGGAGCGCGGGGCACUCUAGUAGGUGCUGCGUGCUUGCUGCAAAGCUAGGACAGAACGGGCAGUAAACGCCCUCCCCGGUGACUCCGCUCGCCAAGCGUCCCAGCCUGCGUCCCAGCCUGAACGCGUGCGUUGUUGUUGGACUUAGUAAAUUUUUCUUUUCUACCUACAAGUGGUAGAUCAUUUGUCGUCCCUUUUAUGACAACAAGCAAAUAUCUCGUCAACAAAGCCAUGUGCGUUCCGAGUCCAAGGGGGAGGCUUUCGCACAAUUUGAGAAAGUACGGACGUGGCGAGGACUAUUAUGAAGAGGUGCAGGACCUAUGGAAUCCGAGUUCAGAGCUGUCGACGUUGCGGCAAAAACGGCAGGAAGCCUGUGAGCAGAAGAAUGUUGAGGUAUUCCCUAGACUACCUACAGGUAUUCGCUAGACUACCUACAUUCUUUUUUUCUGCAACAGUAGUCGCUGUCGCUGUGGGAGAAGUACUCAGUUGUUCACUGAAAACAUUUAGAGAUCUUUCAGUAUGCCCUUUUUCACCAAUGAAUAAAAUGUAAACGAUGAUUACCAACACGAAAUAGGAUGAUCAUGAUGUACUACACAUGUGGCGGACAUCCUACUUCAGGUAUUAAUUUGACGAUUCAAAAUCAUUCAGACCACAGAGGACGCUCUGUUUGAGUCGCGUGACGCAGAGAUACGAGAGCACUUUAGGAGACACGUCGAAGACGCGGAUUACGAAUUAGCGGUACCGGAAUUUUUGAAAAGUGCUGCAUCUUCGAGUCAGCACGAAGCUGCGACGGGUUCUCGUCGUUUAUCGACGGGCCCGCCCUCAUCGUCCAACAGCUACGUUGGCGGCUCUACGGCGAGGGGACAGGGGAGCGACGCUGGUGGAAAUUUGAAUACAGCGCAGCCGGUGAGUAGAAGUCGUGCAACUGCGAGUGUUACAGUAGUUAUGAUAAGGUCUCCAUAUCCAUAAAAAUUUGCUAGAAAAAUACGAUCUACCCAUGACAUCCUCUAGAUUUUCGCAUUAUCAUACCAUUUUCAGACUCAAUCCAGCGUCAAAUCAAGUAAAUGAGGAUAGAUAUGCACUACUCUCGCUAAUCUGCGAACAACUGCAACCAGUAUGCAAAGUAUUAUUUCGGAGUCUCCAGUCAUCUCGAGUAGCAGGGAUAAAGAGUCUUCGCUAGUCGUGCCCGGAAUCAAAAGUAAACCUCAAGUAGUACCGCUAGCGCAGUUGGAAAGCGAAUCGCCUGUGCGAGUCCCAGGUCUGAAGCUGACGCCACGAAAGGAACUGCGUAACCAGGAUCUCAUGAUCUACCGUUAAGGCUUGUCUUUUUUUCCAGAUUGAUAGAUUCCUGUGCACGCAGACAGAGAGGCAUUUGGUCUUCAUCAUGGUUCUCAGAUUCUAAUAGUGUUUUAUUUUGAGCUUAGUGCUCCUCUUCGAGCAUGAAAUGAAGGUGUUCGUUUGGGAACUUCAUUAUGCGCAUAACAAGUACCAGGUAGAACGAGAAGUAGACUGCUAAUUGUGAGACCCCGUUGCGGCACUGCGGCUUGCAGCGGAAGAUGGAGAUGGGCAACGCAGUUCGAGAGUUGCUGAUUCUAUUGGUUUGAGUGAGAAUGCAGUAGGUCUAGGGUCGCCACGUGGGUCUCCUAGAGAGAAAACCGCAGGGUCAACGGCACUUACUGGCAUGAAGGCCCCAGCGCGACGAAAGAAUGGCGCCUUAUCCAAGAUGCACAACGCGAUGGUCAUUGCAGACGAGUUCUUCUCCACUGUGAAUUAUGUUGCGAAAUCUUUAAACUCUUCUCAAUUUUUCUUUUCCACAAUCUUCCUCCUUCAUUCCUGACCCACGCUGGAGUUAUCGGCAAAUCGGCGAUUGAACGAUCCGGCGGCCAAGCGAAAGGCAGGAAAGCGUGGCGGCGUCAAGUUUGCGGAGUAGAGAGCGGAAUCUUUCGAUACUUAUAAACAAAACUGCAUGAUAUCUGAAGAUGUGCAACGGUGAGUUUCAAGACCAACAGAUUUUUCAAAAGAAACGAAGAACAUUACAUUUUGAUUGCAAGCAGUCGCGCUGAAAAGGAGAGUUAGUGUACCCCAGUUUCUGAGCUUUGAUGCUCCAUAUUAGUUGCAAGGGAUUGCAAUUGAAAAGAUACCAGUGUGGAUGAUCUCUAU
Molecule: messenger RNA, 3514 nt
Organism: Amoebophrya sp. A25
Lineage: Eukaryota; Dinophyceae; Syndiniales; Amoebophryaceae
Source: the annotation of a GenBank genome assembly